Messenger RNA from Papilio polytes (common Mormon), 1179 nucleotides. It is a transcript of the gene Secp43, whose product is annotated as tRNA selenocysteine 1-associated protein 1. Gene Ontology annotation, molecular function: RNA binding. The record is from RefSeq and is a predicted model, not a curated record. The transcript is spliced from 6 exons. NCBI's taxonomy places the organism in Eukaryota, Metazoa, Arthropoda, Insecta, Lepidoptera, Papilionidae. Bases 240 to 1139 code for a protein of 299 amino acids.
UUGAUACCUCUUAUAUUAUUUUGCUCUUUUUAUUGUCGCAAUUUAAAUUUCAUUAAUCAAAAGAAGGUAUUUUUUGUGCCCUGAUAUUUGAAUCUCGUAAACUGUGAAUCGCAUUAAAUAGUGAUCAAGAACAAGGAAUAAAAAGGCUACAAUUUGGGAUUCGUACUACCUUUACUUUUAACUUUUACGAAGCGGCUUAUUAUUAAAGGUACCUUUGCCAAAAUUUUCUACAAGAGAUAAUGGCAAUGCAGUGUCAACUAUGGAUGGGCAGUUUAGAGCCGAAUAUGACGGAAAGUUUUAUAAUGGCAGCCUUUCAUAGGAUGGGACAAAGACCAUUAGCAGUCAAAGUAAUGAGAAAUAAGUUUAGUGGUGAACCUGCUGGUUAUGCGUUUGUGCACUUUCAGACAGAUGAAGAAGCAAUUGAUGCAAUGCACAAGCUUAAUGGUAAACCAAUCCCAGGUACAUUUCCAGUUGUAAGAUUUCGGUUAAAUACCGCAUCUAGAGAAGCACGAUCAAAUCUGCAGCAAGAAAGAGAGUUCUCUGUUUGGGUUGGCGAUCUAAGUCCCGAUGUUGAUGAUUAUUCUUUGUACAGAGUGUUUGCAUCUAAGUACUCAUCAAUUAAAACCGCUAAAGUAAUUUUGGAUGGAACAGGAUAUACAAAAGGCUAUGGUUUCGUUAGAUUUGGUAAUGAGGAGGAACAACGGAAUGCAUUGUACGCAAUGAAUGGUUACACAGGACUCGGCUCUAAACCUCUCAAGAUAUGCACAGCUGUGCCCAAACCCAAAGGAGUAACAAAUACGCAGAAUUCAACAACAACUGUGGCAUCAAAUAAUAGUUAUAAUGGUGGAUCACAGGAAUAUAGUCAAUAUUACGAUCCGUCAGCCUAUUGGCAGAAUUACUCUGCAUGGUCGGGUUACUAUGGGCAAAGUGAGCAGAGCACCGCAGCGGUUGCCACGCCUGUCGCUGAGCCGGUGCAAGCCGUUGUCAAGGCGCAAAACGAUGAAUUGGCGUUAGUUGAGCACAAAAAGGCCGUAGAUAUAGAUCAGAUGAACCAAGAAUUUGUAGAUCCAGAAUUAUCUCUAUGGGAUGCAUUGGAAUCAUCGCAGUGGUUCCCAAAUGAAGUGAUUGAAGCACAUUAGUUCAUAUAAGAAUUAAAAUAAACAUAGUUAUAUCUUUUUA